AUGAUAUCCGUCAGCAAAUCCAGAUACGUAGAAAUCAAGGAGAAGACACAGUCUGAACUCCAAACACUAUAUCAGGUGAUAAGCAAUGGGUGGCCAGACAACAGAAGUGAAGCUCCAGCUGAGGUGAAACAGUACUGGGACUCGCGAAUCCAGAACUGCAGUAAAUGUGCAGAGUAUCAGAACAAGCAGAGGGCUGAACCAUUAAUGCCGACUGUAACUCCUGACCUGCCAUACACCAUGGUUGGAUGUGACUUGUUUGACUUCCAGUUAAGCAAGUACCUACUGCUAGUGGACUAUUACUCGACAUAUAUCGACGUCGUCGAACUGAGCUCAACUACAACCUCAUUGAUAACUAACGCCAUGAAACAAAUAUUCGCGUGUCACGGCAUCCCACUGCGGAUUCGAUCAGACAACGGGCCACAAUUCAGCUCGACUGAAUUCAAUAAAUUCUGCCAGGCGUACGGAAUCGAACAUCAGACUUCCAGCCCGCACUUCCAGAGCUCCAAUAGGGAAGCAGAGCGAGCGAUACAAACAGUGAAACGCCUAUGGAGCAAGGCAGAGAACAAAUACUUAACUCUACUAGACUACCGAACUACACCGUUGGAGGGAAUUAAAUUGUCCCCAGCUCAACUUCUGAUGGGCAGGCGCCCCAGGAAUACUUUGCCUGCCUCUACGGAAAUCCUAAAACCCAGAAUAGACAAUGCUAUAGUAGUGAAAGAACACUUUAUAAAGAGAAGGCAAAACAAAAGGUCUAUUAUGACCUUAGGAGAGGUGUGA
Priapulus caudatus is the source of this 777-nucleotide messenger RNA. RefSeq lists its product as uncharacterized. The record is from RefSeq and is a predicted model, not a curated record. NCBI's taxonomy places the organism in Eukaryota, Metazoa, Priapulida, Priapulimorpha, Priapulimorphida, Priapulidae. Gene Ontology annotation, biological process: DNA integration. Bases 1 to 777 code for a protein of 258 amino acids. Gene Ontology annotation, molecular function: nucleic acid binding. The transcript has 2 exons.